AUGGAGCAGCAAAGGAGUUUCGAGGAUGUCGCUUUUGAAUUGUUCAAAAAUCUUUGCCCUGAGAGAAAUUUCAAACGAGAUGAGAUACCGUAUCAGACAGUUAGAGAAAUAGUCGAAAAGCAUCUCAACAGCAUGGAUUCAGAAAAAAGACAGCUUCUGGAGGCUCAUAUAAGAGGUGAAACUGAACAAGGGCCAAGUGAAACCAAUUCAAAAGUUGAUAGUCGAGGGCCAUCUCCGAGCAAACCAAAGUCAGUAUCGGAAUAUCGAAAUCUUCUUGUUGCGGAUAGGCAUCAUUUGCUUCCUAAAUUGGAAGAUUUCAAUGAAGCUCAAAAAAUUCAUCUUAGAUAUCCGAAGAAUGUAAGGAAAUUUGUGCGGGCACGUACAGAACGUAGGCUAGCUGCAGAAUCGAAUGAUUACGUGAAUAUAGUUUGUGAUGAAAAGAAACUGCCAGAAGUCUUUCUACCUAUCUACGACCAGAUUUUGCGGAGGCGAAAAAAGUCGUUGCAGUGUUAUUAUAUGAUUAUUAAUACUUUGCACCACUAUUUUAUGCGUAUAACUUGGUCGGAUCUUGUGUGGGAUUUGGUAAAUGAAUUUAUUGAAAAACACAUCAUACUUACUUGUGACGGUUUAACAACGAAAUAUGAUCGUGAAGAAAGAGCAGCGGAUAUCUUCGAACGUCUUCGUGAGUAUGAAUUAAUGGUACUUCUCGAACUUCAUUUGAUCAAAAAACAUCCAGAACGGAUCGAGGAAACUGAAGUUGUAAACAAGUUGGGUUUUCUGGUGUUUGUUGCUGACUCAGUCUACAUGAAAAAUUUCCUUGAUGAAAUUGUUUGUGAUCAAUUUGCUCAUAUAAUGCCCAAAGCAAUAGUUUACAUUUACGAAGAAUUAUGUAUAAAAUUGCCGCUUGAUCUAGAAGAUCAAUCAGUUGAUACAGGUGCAAGCAGAAUACUUGAAACUCGUGAAGUGGGAAGGAGGAGUAGUCGAAAAACGGGUCGAGGAAGUGCAGCAAUGCUCGCAUUGGAGAGAAAAGCUGCUGCUAGGAAAGCUGAAAAAGAAGGGAAACACAGAAAACGUAAAAGUGAUGAGUCACCUGAAUCAGGAUCCGGGAAGCUGAAAGUGGGACUUCGUGCACGUGUAAAGCAGGCAGAACGAAUCUCAAAGCGAAUCGCUGCUCGUGAAAAAUGCAAAAGACCUGGUUUGCGUUCACAAAUUUUUUUUAAUUUUUAA
Acanthocheilonema viteae is the source of this 1227-nucleotide messenger RNA. The record is from the annotation of a GenBank genome assembly. Lineage: Eukaryota; Metazoa; Nematoda; Chromadorea; Rhabditida; Onchocercidae.